Onychomys torridus (southern grasshopper mouse) is the source of this 645-nucleotide messenger RNA. RefSeq names its product LSM3 homolog, U6 small nuclear RNA and mRNA degradation associated (gene Lsm3). Gene Ontology annotation, biological process: mRNA splicing, via spliceosome; P-body assembly. Gene Ontology annotation, cellular component: catalytic step 2 spliceosome; Lsm1-7-Pat1 complex; precatalytic spliceosome. The record is from RefSeq and is a predicted model, not a curated record. Gene Ontology annotation, molecular function: RNA binding. Lineage: Eukaryota; Metazoa; Chordata; Mammalia; Rodentia; Cricetidae. Bases 78 to 386 code for a protein of 102 amino acids. The transcript has 4 exons.
AAUAUAGGUUUACUUCCAGCCUUGUGUUUCUAAGAGUCUGUUCUCGCGAGAGGUGGAAAGGGCGCAGCGUUUGAAACAUGGCGGACGACGUAGAUCAGCAACAGACUACCAAUACCGUAGAGGAGCCCCUGGAUCUCAUCAGGCUCAGUUUGGAUGAGCGAAUUUAUGUGAAGAUGAGAAACGACCGAGAGCUUCGAGGCAGGUUACAUGCUUAUGAUCAGCAUUUAAAUAUGAUCCUGGGCGACGUAGAAGAAACUGUGACAACGAUAGAGAUUGAUGAAGAGACCUAUGAAGAGAUAUAUAAAUCAACAAAGCGGAACAUCCCCAUGCUCUUCGUCCGAGGAGACGGUGUUGUCCUGGUCGCCCCUCCACUGAGAGUCGGCUGAGAUGGAAGGUGGUCCUGGGUAAGAAGUGGAGACUGCCUCUUGGAUGUCCAGAGCACUCAGAGAGAAGGAAGCUCACGUGCAUUCUGAUGGUCAGAAAUGACCCAAGGGUCCCUCCAGCUAGAUGUCAUGUUCUUUUUCUCCAGCCUCCUGCCAGGGUAACCACCUUGCUCUGUGCGGGAGCUGGUUUGCCUAUUGUUCUUGCAGUUACUUUCUGGUGGUUUUUCUUUAAAUUAAAGUUGAUGUCCCUUUUUUAUUUUUU